AGUGAAGAAUAUGUUGCUUAAGUCCAACUGUGUUUUGGAAGCUUUUGGAAAUGCCAAAACCAAUCGUAACGACAACUCAAGCAGAUUUGGAAAAUAUAUGGAUAUCAACUUUGACUUCAAAGGAGAUCCUAUUGGUGGGCAUAUCAAUAACUACUUAUUGGAGAAGUCUCGAGUGAUUGUGCAACAGCCAGGAGAAAGAAGCUUUCAUUCUUUCUAUCAGCUACUCCAAGGAGGCUCAGAGCAGAUACUACGUUCUCUACAUCUCCAGAAAUCCCUUUCAUCCUACAACUAUAUCCAUGCCGGAGCUCAAUUAAAGUCAUCUAUCAAUGAUGCUGCAGAAUUCAAAGUAGUAGCUGAUGCCAUGAAAGUAAUUGGCUUCAAACCUGAGGAGAUUCAAACAGUAUAUAAAAUUUUGGCUGCUAUUCUUCACUUGGGAAAUUUAAAAUUUGUAGUGGAUGGUGACACGCCUCUUAUUGAGAAUAGCAAGGUGGUAUCCAUCAUAGCAGAACUUCUUUCUACUAAGACAGACAUGGUGGAGAAAGCCCUUCUUUUCCGGACCGUGGCCACCGGCCGUGACAUUAUCGACAAGCAGCACACAGAACAAGAAGCUAGCUACGGCAGAGAUGCCUUUGCCAAGGCAAUAUAUGAGCGCCUUUUUUGUUGGAUUGUCACUCGCAUCAAUGAUGUGAUAGAGGUCAAGAACUAUGACACCACAAUCCAUGGGAAAAACACUGUGAUCGGUGUCUUGGAUAUUUACGGCUUUGAAAUCUUCGACAACAAUAGCUUUGAACAGUUCUGCAUCAACUACUGCAAUGAGAAACUGCAGCAGCUGUUCAUUCAGCUGGUCCUGAAGCAGGAACAAGAGGAGUACCAGCGGGAGGGCAUCCCAUGGAAGCACAUUGAUUACUUCAACAACCAGAUCAUCGUGGACCUUGUGGAACAGCAGCACAAGGGCAUCAUCGCAAUCCUAGAUGACGCCUGCAUGAAUGUUGGCAAAGUCACCGAUGAAAUGUUCCUGGAAGCACUAAACAGUAAAUUGGGCAAACAUGGCCAUUUUUCCAGCCGAAAGCUCUGUGCCUCAGACAAAAUCCUGGAGUUUGAUCGAGAUUUUCGAAUCCGGCAUUAUGCAGGCGAUGUGGUCUAUUCUGUCAUUGGUUUUAUUGACAAAAAUAAAGAUACUUUAUUUCAAGAUUUCAAGCGCCUCAUGUAUAACAGUUCAAAUCCUGUGCUGAAGAAUAUGUGGCCUGAAGGUAAACUAAGCAUUACCGAGGUGACCAAGCGCCCCCUGACCGCUGCCACCUUGUUCAAGAAUUCCAUGAUUGCUCUAGUGGACAAUCUUGCAUCGAAGGAACCAUAUUAUGUACGUUGCAUCAAACCCAAUGACAAAAAGUCCCCACAGAUAUUUGAUGAAGAACGCUGUCGGCAUCAAGUAGAAUACCUUGGGCUCCUGGAAAAUGUCAGAGUCCGUCGGGCAGGUUUUGCCUUCCGUCAGACCUAUGAAAAGUUUCUUCACAGGUAUAAGAUGAUCUCUGAAUUCACCUGGCCCAACCAUGACCUUCCUUCAGACAAAGAAGCUGUCAAGGAACUGAUAGACCAGUGUGGUUUUCAAGAUGAUGUAGCUUAUGGAAAGACCAAAAUUUUCAUCCGAACACCCCGUACAUUGUUUACCUUGGAAGAACUCCGUGCCCAGAUGCUUGCAAGGAUUGUCCUUUUCCUACAAAAGGUGUGGCGGGGCACCCUGGCCCGCAUGCGAUACAAGAGGACGAAAGCUGCCCUGACCAUAAUCAGGUACUACCGGCGCUACAAAGUGAAGUCAUACAUCAAGGAGGUAGCCAAGCGCUUCCAGGGCGUUAGGACGAUGAAAGACUACGGGAAGCACGUGAAGUGGCCCACCCCUCCUAAAGUACUACGCCGCUUUGAGGAGGCCCUACAGGCAAUUUUCAAUAGAUGGAGAGCAUCUCUGCUCAUCAAGAGCAUACCUGCCUCCGACCUGCCCCAAGUCAGGGCAAAAGUUGCAGCCAUGGAAAUGCUGAAGGGUCAAAGGGCAGACCUUGGGCUCCAGAGGGCCUGGGAGGGCAACUAUCUUGCUUCGAAGCCAGAUACACCUCAGACCUCAGGCACUUUUGUCCCAGUUGCUAAUGAACUAAAACGGAAGGACAAAUAUAUGAAUGUCCUCUUUUCCUGUCAUGUCCGUAAGGUGAAUCGAUUUAGUAAGGUGGAAGACCGAGCAAUUUUUGUCACUGACCGUCACCUGUAUAAAAUGGAUCCUACUAAACAAUACAAGGUGAUGAAGACUAUCCCCCUGUACAACUUGACUGGUCUGAGUGUCUCCAAUGGAAAGGACCAGCUUGUUGUGUUCCAUACAAAAGACAACAAAGACCUUAUUGUCUGCCUCUUCAGCAAGCAGCCAACCCAUGAGAGUCGAAUUGGAGAACUUGUUGGAGUCCUGGUGAAUCAUUUCAAGAGUGAGAAGCGUCACCUUCAAGUGAACGUCACCCACCCGGUACAGUGCAGCCUCCACGGGAAGAAGUGCACCGUCUCCGUGGAGACACGGCUUAACCAGCCAGAGCCUGACUUCACCAAGAACCGCUCAGGCUUCAUUCUCAGUGUGCCGGGCAAUUGAUCCCUCCGUGUGAGAUGGGCCAGGACGGGAGGCUGCGCCCGGUAGAGGCUGGUGGGGCUCAGCCUCCCUUGGCAUCAUAGCCUAAUUGCUGCAUCCCUGCUAAAGCCUCGUGUGCGAUAUCAGCUUGCCAGCUCCCCGCCCGGAGGCGCCCCUCCCCUGGGGUGGUCUCCCUGGCUUUCUGCCUCAGUCUCCAUCUUCUGCUGUCUCAGCUUCCCACAGUCCCUGUUCAGUAAACCAAAGACCCCAGAGCCCUGCCCCAGACCCCUGGACCAACAGCAGGCCCAAAUCUCACCUCAGAGGCAGCUGGAUGAACCUUCUAUCUGCACAAGCAUCCCCUAGGUGGCAGCUCAAGUCAGCGAGCCUCGAGACAAUGACCAGCUGCUGACACCAGGAAAGGGACAGGAGAGGAGCCCAGGAUGCAGUUUCCCCAGCCAAAGACAUGCUCUUUCCAGCAGGAGGGAGCGAUCUUGCGGGGGAAGGCCUGUCCUCUUGUCCCCAAGGUGAUCACUCUCAGGACCUGGCUCAGAGCUCCCCAGAGACCCCCUCCAGCCAAAGCCACCAGGUGAGCAGGUCCACCUGUAGCACCAGCCCCCGGCCACACCAGCAGGGCACCCACUUUGCCAGAGCCUCCUGUCCUGGCAGACGCCCCUGCCACAGGCCCCGGCCCAGGCCUUCUGCUCACCACCCCAGAAGCAGUGUGAUGUUUGUUCCAAUGCCAACCCGGGCCCACAGCCUGCAUGUGCAGUCGUGUCUUGCCAGUUUCUGCAGUGCACUGGCUGCUGGUCAGAUAAAGUCUACUGCUUGUAAGAAAAUGCAGGGCCACAGUUGGAAUCAGCAGCUUCUCCGAGCUCUGACUGGGUUUCCUAGCCACCAGCAGAGCUAGGAGCUGGGUGAGGGUGAGCGCACACCAGGGCUAGGGAGGCGGCGCAGCAGCGCACCGUGUGGGGUCCUGGCACUGCAGGCCAGGCCAGGGCACCCGCUGCACACCACGCACAAACCCCUGCUGGCACCCGGUACCUAUGGCCUGCUUGUAGGAGAGCUGCUGCCUCACCAGUUCGCCAGCACAGAGCGCCUGUGCUUAAAGGCCUCCCCGAGACAACCUCCCCACCUCUGCUGCUGAGGAGAACGCUGUGGCCUUCGGCAGGGAGCCCACACCUCAGGAGGAGCUGGCAGGGUACGAAAGGGACAAACUGAAGUUUUCUUCACUUUCUGCCACAAACGCUGCCUCUCACCCGGCUUCUCCCACCCUGACCCAGCAGAACCACCCAGGGCCUGUGUGGCACCUCCCAUGCCUCACCCAGGAUCUGCCUGAGCUGGUCACCCGGCUGGCUGCCGCGGUGACGGCAGCCUGGUCUCAUGCCCUUCCUUCCAUGGACCCAGUACUACGUGCAAUUUGCAACAAAGAGUCCCAUUGGUGUCCUGCCCUUGGGACCCUCUCAUUCUCGAGCCUGGCCAGCUGUCCACGCGGUGAGGGGUGCCUGCGUCCAGCCCAGCAAUGCGCAGCUUUGCCAAUUGCCAGUAGCACUAGCUGCACCUCUAACUGGAAUCUGGCCUGUCCUCCUCACCCCCCACACCUGCUUCACACUAGACACACACACAUCUGUUUCAAACGCCCAAAGAAAUCAUGCCAAAUGAGCUGCCUGUCAGAGAAUAGAGAAGAAAGAAGAGCGUGGACUCCCCCUGCCCACCUUCUGACAGUGUCAGGCACUGUCGCCAGGUCACUUUCUGUGGCACCUCAGCAGCCACGUCGUGUGGCGGUGAGGAGCAGUGUGAGCGAGGGUGCGCUUGAGCGUGUUAACCCAUCAAGGGUGCUGAGGGCCGUGAGUGAACGCGAUGAAGUGGUUUCUCUUGUUUUAAUUAAAUGUACUUUUAUGGUUUGGUGCAUAUAUUCCUAUUUUCCAUUAAAUUAACUUUAUUUCUAAAGCAUAUUUUGAUUUACCAUCAAGAGCAAUAAAGCAUUAAAUCUUA
Octodon degus (degu) is the source of this 4591-nucleotide messenger RNA. RefSeq names its product myosin ID (gene Myo1d). Bases 11 to 2623 code for a protein of 870 amino acids. Gene Ontology annotation, cellular component: actin cytoskeleton; plasma membrane; vesicle. The transcript has 19 exons. Gene Ontology annotation, biological process: vesicle transport along actin filament; actin filament organization. Gene Ontology annotation, molecular function: actin filament binding; ATP binding; microfilament motor activity. The record is from RefSeq and is a predicted model, not a curated record. NCBI's taxonomy places the organism in Eukaryota, Metazoa, Chordata, Mammalia, Rodentia, Octodontidae.